UAUGGGGUAAAAUUUACGCUAAUUGUUGUUGAUUUUUGAUCAUUUCUCUUAACGACAACUUGAUGAAUUUUACCUCAAAGAAAUUUAUAAAUAAAUCAGCUUAUUGUUAUAGAGAGAGAGAGAGAAAGUUUUAAUCAUUGAUUGUUGUUAUUUUGAUUAAUUGUCUCUGUCUUCAUAUUUUGUAUUUUUCAUCAACAAUUUAACAAAUUGUUGUAUUUCUCGGUAUUCAUUUACCCAACAAUUAAGGUCAUCUGAGUUUAGCUACUUGUUGCUGCUUGAAAACAGUUCAUAAUCAUUUAAUUGUUUGUCCAAACUUGAGAAGAAAAUUAUUAUUCUAUUAACAUAAUUAUGGUUUAAUUGUUUACACAAUUAAACUUAUAUUUAAAGACUCACAACCUAAAACCACCCAAACUAACAAUCAAUUGAUUAUAUUUAAAAAGGUAAUUUAAUCAACGUUCAUCGGACUAAUUAGACUCAGUUAACUUUUGAUUCUUGUUCCUAUCAGAUCAAUAACUUUCAAUUUUUUCUUGUGACAAUUAAAUACAAUGGGAUUAAAAAAGUUUCUAUCAUUUCUUUUCAUUCCAAUCAUGGUUUCUGAGUGUUUCUUCAAUCCAUUUAGAUGGAGACAAACUAAUUGUGACAGUUACAAUUACAAUAGUGUCCAACAAUCACAUAUGCCUUUUAAUAAUUGUGCUUAUCAACAAUUAACUCGACCUUAUUAUCAAUCAACUUAUCAAUCAAUGAUGGAUACAAUGGAACCUUAUCCUUACUACAAUUCGUAUCAACAAUUUAAACCCUUCAUGAUGUCAGGUCAACAACAAUACUAUGGAUCUAAUCGUCCAAGUUAUUUCCCAAAUUACUACAAUUCCCUUGAAUCUCCGAUGACCACUGGCUAUUCAAAAAGUUGGCCUUAUUCAACAUUUCAGCCCAAUGUUCAGGUUCCCGUUGCUCCGAGCAAAGUAAACACUCAGAUUAAACUGAAAUCAUAUUGAUUGAAACAAUUAAAUCACCAAAACAAAACAAAAAAUGAUUCAAACAAUUUACCAAUCAACAAGCAAUCACCUUAAUCAUAAUCAUUUCAUUACUGUAUCCAUCACAAUUAAAGUAACUCUUUGUUACAAUUGUGUUGAAUUAUUUUUUCACCUUCAACAUUAUUAUUAUUAUGAAAGUUAAUUGUAAAUUCACUGAAUUUGAUUAAUAAAAUGAAAAUUAAAACAAA
Panonychus citri (citrus red mite) is the source of this 1219-nucleotide messenger RNA. RefSeq lists its product as uncharacterized. The coding region runs from base 546 to 992 and encodes 148 amino acids. The transcript is spliced from 3 exons. NCBI's taxonomy places the organism in Eukaryota, Metazoa, Arthropoda, Arachnida, Trombidiformes, Tetranychidae. The record is from RefSeq and is a predicted model, not a curated record.